AUGACUCCCCACCCCAUCACCGAUCGUCCGACCUACAACCCCCUCGCAGCAGAGCACAUUGCCCGACGCCCCCAAAAGCCCAUCGAAAUCGUCGACCCCGACCCAACCUGGCCAGCCAAGUUCGCUCUCAUCGAGUCACGCAUCCGCUCCGCCCUAGGCAAUGACAACCUAGUCUCCGUCGCGCACGUCGGAUCCACCAGCGUGCCGGACCUCCCCGCCAAAGACGUCAUCGACGUGGAUAUCGUCGUGCCCGAUCCCGACGCCGAAGACCGCUACAUCCCCGCGCUGGAGGCCGCCGGGUUCCAGUUCCUGUUCCGCGAGCCGGCCUGGCACCGGCAUCGGUUUCUUUAUCUGAAAGACCCGUACGCGAAUGUGCAUAUUUUUGGACCCGAGGGGCCGGAGACGAUCUGGCAUCGGAUGCUUCGGGAUUGGUUGCGUACGCAUGAGGAUGAUCGAAUCACGUAUGCGGGGGUGAAGCGCGAGGCGGCGAGAGCGAGUCGAGAGGGUGGAGAGACGGUCAUGCAGUAUAAUGAUCGGAAGGAGGCAGUGAUUUUGGAUAUCUUGCAGAGGGCGUUUGAGGCUCAUGAGAAUCUACAGACUCUACUCUACCAAAUCAUCACUUUCAAACCACCCAACAUGCGCUGGUCGCCGGAAGUUGAGACUACAAUCCUCAAAACCCUCUUCAACACCCAGACCUUCACUAUCGAUCUCAACAAAAUGGUCCAACACUGGCCCGGCGAUGACAAGCCUACCCUCAAGGCUCUCGAGUUCCAACUCGACAAGUACCGCAAGACCCCGAAAUGUGACAACACUGUGACCUUUACCAAAAGUGCCGGAAAACGUGCUGCUGGUUCGAGCGCUACUUCUACUCCUGUCCGCAAGAAGCGCAAGGUUAAGGGAGACGGCGAUGUUGUGAAGAAGGAGGAUGAGGCCGAUCAUUUGGAGCCUGCUUAG
Aspergillus candidus is the source of this 954-nucleotide messenger RNA. Its product is annotated as GrpB family protein. Bases 1 to 954 code for a protein of 317 amino acids. NCBI's taxonomy places the organism in Eukaryota, Fungi, Ascomycota, Eurotiomycetes, Eurotiales, Aspergillaceae. The transcript has 4 exons. The record is from RefSeq and is a predicted model, not a curated record.